AUGGCAUCACUCUUCCGCUGGGCAUCGAGCGUCUCCCGUCGGGCUCCGUCACCCGCCAGAACGUUUUCAAGCCUUCGCUGUCAGCUGCUGCCAGAGAGUCAGAAGAUUGAGGAAGAGACGCUUCCAGACUACCUUGCAGAACGGUUUUACCCUGUUCACAUCGGCGAAGUCCUUGCUUCCCGCUACCAGGUCGUUGGGAAACUAGGUUACGGCACCACAUCCACAGUUUGGCUGGCGAGGGAUCUUACUCAACAUCGUCAUGUUGCCGUGAAGGUCUUCAUCCGAUCGGCAGCCUUGGGUGCUCGGGUAGAUCAUGAACGGAACGUGUAUCAGCGUAUCAGCAGUGGAUCGCGAAGCCAUCCUGGGCGAGACGCGGUGCGGCCAUUGCUGGACUUCUUCCAGCUAUCAGGCCCAGAUGGCGAACACCAAUGCCUCGUUCAUCCUCCUCUCUGGGAGAACGUUCGGACAUUUCUUGCCCGCAACCCGGUAGGAAGACUCCCGAAGCCAGUCCUUGGCAUAGUUCUAUAUCGUCUAUUCCAGGCUUUGGACUACCUCCACAACGAAUGUCGCAUUGUCCACACAGGCAAGUUUACGUCUCUCCAUGGUUUUUCCACACCAGCACAAGCGCUUACACAAGAACACCUAGACAUCAAGUCAGACAACAUCCCCCAGCCCCCGAAAGGAAGUCGACGGAAGGUUCAUCUACGUCUCCCGGCAGGUCAGAAACCCAAGGAUAUUGGGCCACCAGUAUUGUGCGACUUUGGGGGUGCGUUUUUCGGAGACAUACUCCACGACAAUGACGUCCAGACAGACCAGUAUCGAUGCUCAGAGGUUAUCCUUGAGAUCCCAUGGAGUUGCAAGAUUGACAUUUGGAAUGUCGGAUGCACGAUCUGGGAUAUCUUCGAAGGCGGCCUUUCGUUCCGCGGCACAGAUCUCGAGCUUGGAGUCUACCGUGGGAGGGCUCACCUUGCCGAGAUGAUUGCGCUCCUAGGACCACCAACCCCGGAGUUUCUCAAUCGAGGUAAACUAAGGUCAAAGUUCUUCUCAGAGUCUGGCGAAUGGCAAGCUGGCAUUAAGCCCUUACCACCGGUAUCUCUAGGGAAAUUGGAGACAAACUUGGAAGGCAUGGAUAAGGAGCUAUUCUUACAGCUGAUGGGUAAGAUGCUUCAGUGGGCUCCUGAAGACCGCGCGACACCGAGGGAGCUUCUGAACGAUCCAUGGGUAACAAAACAGGUCUUUGGCUAA
Phialemonium atrogriseum is the source of this 1245-nucleotide messenger RNA. Its product is annotated as Serine/threonine-protein kinase. The transcript is spliced from 5 exons. The coding region runs from base 1 to 1245 and encodes 414 amino acids. The record is from RefSeq and is a predicted model, not a curated record. NCBI's taxonomy places the organism in Eukaryota, Fungi, Ascomycota, Sordariomycetes, Cephalothecales, Cephalothecaceae. Gene Ontology annotation, biological process: spliceosomal complex assembly; regulation of mRNA processing; peptidyl-serine phosphorylation. Gene Ontology annotation, cellular component: cytoplasm; nucleus. Gene Ontology annotation, molecular function: ATP binding; protein serine/threonine kinase activity.